Messenger RNA from Stegodyphus dumicola, 3011 nucleotides. RefSeq names its product activating signal cointegrator 1 complex subunit obelus (gene obe). Gene Ontology annotation, molecular function: nucleic acid binding; ATP hydrolysis activity; ATP binding. Lineage: Eukaryota; Metazoa; Arthropoda; Arachnida; Araneae; Eresidae. The record is from RefSeq and is a predicted model, not a curated record.
AUUUAGGUUUGUUUAAUGAUAUGGAAACUGGAAGCAAAUUCCCCUUUUAGUGAUCUAAACUGUGAAUAUAUUUCACCAUGUACAAUCAAAACCAGCAGCCUCGUUUGACCAGUUUUCUUCGAGCAUUUAGUAAUGUAGCUGCACCAUGGUCAGGUGAUCCAUAUGAUGACUGUGAAGCGCUAAUUCAGAAAAGAAAAGAAAAAAAUGAAAGGAAUGCGAGAUUGCAUAAUCUAGCAACAAUAAAAAAAUUCCUCAUUGAAAGUUCAUCUUUACCUCCAGCUGAAGUUAAUGAUCUGCUAACAGAACUAAUGAUUUUAGCUAAAGAAAUUGCUGGUUCAGAUUCAACAUCUCAAAUUAUAGAAGGUACUGUUGUAUACCUUAUCGAAUUAUUUCGAGACUGUAACAUGAUAGGCCAGAAGCAAUCACUUGAACUUCGUCGUACAUUUGGAGUUUGCCCGAAAGAAUCUAUUUCCAAAGCAUUUUCUAUUUCUAAGAAACUCAUUGAAAGUUUAAAAGAUGAUAUACAAGAAACCUUCAUCUACAGUGGUUUUCCUAAAAAUGAUGAAGGUUUGUUAUCUGAAGAAUUUGGUUCCAAGAUUAAAUUUGUUGAUCUUCAGCCACUUGAUGAAAGUUAUUUCCGUGUUCCUUUGAUGGACAUUGAAGAUGAAGAGAAAGAGGAUGCUUUUAAAAAAUUUAGCUUUAAAUUUGAAGGUACAUCAAAUGUUAUUAGGAAGGAGUCUGCACCAGUAAAAACUUCUGUUGUUCCAUGCAAGAAAUAUGACCAACAGUGGUUAGAAAUAUCAUUAAAAGAUUCAGCAAGUGAAAAUUUGUCUUCAGCUGAGCUAGCUUUAUCUGUUUCACAGCUCUUAAAAUCUGAUAAAUCCAAUGAAGAGUUACAAAAUGAACUGUUUGAUCUCCUUGGAUAUGAAAGAUUUGAACUUAUACAAGAUAUUUUGAAACACAGAAAUGAGAUAAUAUUCUCAAAAGUUAUUGAAGCUAACAACAUAAAAGAACCAUCAGUUAUUGAAAAACGUCCAUCGUAUAUGACUCAAGUUGUAAUUCAGUCUGAAACUGAGAAACUGCUUUCUAAGCAAAUACGGAAAGAUGAAAAACGCAUACAGCGUGAUCAGAACAGAGGUAUAGAAGAGAAUCCAGGAAUUUUAAAUCCUCAGCGCCUAAAGCAGUUAAGAGAAGAAGCCUUAAUCACUGCUCAUAACACUCCUUUGUUUCAUCAUGCAUCUGCAUCAUCUACAGUGUAUGAAACUGCUACUUAUCCUAAUGUAUAUGAUAUGAAUGCUAAAACUAAAAUGACAGCAUCUUUUAUAAGUGGGCGGAAACUUGCUCUGCCUGAAAAUGCCAAGCGAAUUAACAAUUAUGUUUUUGAGGAACUGCACAUUCCCCCAUCUGAACCCAUUUCUCCAAAUAUUGGGGGAGAUCUGGUUCAAAUCUCUUCUUUAGAUGAGAUUGGUCAGCAGGUUUUUAAAGGAACUAAAAGCCUCAAUCGUAUUCAAUCCAUGGUUUUCAACAUUGCAUAUCAUACACAGGAAAAUAUGCUUGUUUGUGCCCCCACUGGUGCUGGUAAAACAAAUGUGGCUCUAUUGACUAUAGUUCAUGAAAUUAAGAAUAAUAUAGAGAAUGGAGUUAUACAAAAAAAUAAAUUUAAAAUAGUCUAUGUAGCACCCAUGAAAGCUUUGGCAGCAGAAAUGGUGAGAAAUUUCAGUAGCAAGCUAAAUCCUUUGGGUAUUCAAGUUAAAGAACUUACUGGGGAUAUGCAGUUGACAAAAAAUGAAAUUGUCCAGACUCAGAUGUUAGUUACAACACCAGAAAAAUGGGACGUCGUCACUCGGAAAUCAACUGGAGAUGUUGCAUUGUCACAACUAGUAAAACUCCUUAUUUUAGAUGAAGUUCAUUUAUUAGAUGGUGAUAGGGGCCCUGUUUUGGAAGCUCUCGUAGCAAGAACAUUAAGACAGAUUGAGACAUCACAGUCCAUGAUCAGAAUUGUUGGUCUCUCAGCAACAUUACCAAAUUAUAUUGAUGUAGCAAGUUUCUUAAGAGUUAAUCCCAUGAUUGGCUUGUUCUUCUUUGAUGAUCGGUUCCGGCCUGUUCCCCUGAGUGCUACAUUUAUUGGAGUAAAAGCUAACAAUCCACUUCAGCAACUGAGAGAUAUGGAUGAAAUAUGUUAUAGAAAAGUUGCACAUUUGGUUGAAAAGCAUCAGGUUAUGGUUUUUGUCCAUGCAAGAAAUGCAACUGUGAAAACAGCUACAGUUCUUAAAGAUUUAGCCAUCAAAUAUAACCAGACUCAUUUAUUCAUUGAGCAGAAAAAUUCAUCUGAAUUUGGUGCUGCACAGAAAUGUGUACUAAAAUCGAGAAACAAGGAACUUCGACAACUCUUUGAAUGUGGAUUUGCUAUUCAUCAUGCUGGCAUGCUGAGAUCUGAUCGAAAUUUGGUGGAAAAGUAUUUUAGGGAAGGUUGCAUAAAAGUUUUGGUGUGCACAUCUACAUUAGCCUGGGGUGUGAACUUACCUGCGAGAGCUGUUAUUAUAAAAGGUACAGAAAUUUAUGAUGCAAAACAAGGCAGUUUUGUUGAUUUGAGUGUUCUGGAUGUAAUGCAGAUCUUUGGUAGAGCUGGAAGGCCUCAAUUUGAUAAAAAAGGAGAAGGCAUUAUAAUUACAACUCAUGAUAAACUAUAUCACUAUUCAUCAUUGUUAACUAGACAGCAUCAGAUCGAAAGCAAAUUUAUAGACAAAAUUGCUGACAAUCUUAAUGCAGAAAUUGCUCUUGGUACUGUUGCAAACAUUGAUGAAGGAGCAGAAUGGCUUAGUUAUACAUAUUUGUAUGUUAGGAUGCUUAGAAAUCCACACUUUUAUGGUUUAAAACCUUCUAAAUUAAAGAUUGCUCUUGGUACUGUUGCAAACAUUGAUGAAGGAGCAGAAUGGCUUAGUUAUACAUAUUUGUAUGUUAGGAUGCUUAGAAAUCCACACUUUUAUGGUUUAAAACCUUCUAAAUUAAAG